AUGCCCGGCGCCGGCCUGCAGCCACGGACCUGCUCGAGAACGCUGUGUUCCGGCGACAAGCACGGCGGUAUCUUCGAAAAGCAGACCCCGCAGGGGAAGCGCAGACCACGGCCUUGCCGAUCGACUCCUCCUGGAAUUGCUUUGAUUGAAGCCAGGGCCCAGGCUUCGACUUGCAGUGCUCGUGGCCGGGCUGAGUACUCUGUGCUGAGGCAGAGUUUCUGA
This is a messenger RNA of Symbiodinium sp. CCMP2592, 222 nucleotides long. The record is from the annotation of a GenBank genome assembly. Lineage: Eukaryota; Dinophyceae; Suessiales; Symbiodiniaceae.